This is a messenger RNA of Peronospora belbahrii, 2232 nucleotides long. The record is from the annotation of a GenBank genome assembly. Lineage: Eukaryota; Oomycota; Peronosporomycetes; Peronosporales; Peronosporaceae.
AUGGCUAGGAUCUACCUAACGCAGCGUUUUCCGUUGGGGACGCGCAUAAAAAAGUACUUUAGAGGAUAUAGAGACCCUUUUGAAGGCCUCGUGGACCACCAUUCAGACCUGACGAACUUCUAUCAUAUUUCUUAUGAUGACGGAGACAGCGAGGAGAUGACGGAAGAGGACGUCGAGGCACACCUUUUUUCCUUGCCUAAGCCACAAAGGCCACUUAAGACACCCAAGAAACCCAAGACGUCUAAGAAGCCCAAACCGCCCAAGACACUCAAAACGCCUAAAUUAAGUAAGCCGCCCAAAGCAAGUAAACCGCCCACACCGUCAGCUAUGAAGACCGAUAAAGAUGAAGAUAUCGUCAGUAUGUCGUCGGUAGAAGCAGAAGUGUCGUCUCCUACUGCGUCUGAAGGUAAAAGGAGACCGACGGUGCUGAGCCUUAAUGCAAAUGCUCCUGGAUUGAUGUGCAGCAAUAGUUUCGCUACUUCGUCAUGUUCUAGUGAGGCGACGAACGAGUCACCAGCUGUAUCUAUUCCGGCCAAUACGCUAGAAGAAGUGGAAAAGGAGGAGAAAAUAGAAGAUGAAGAAGAAAUGAAGGAUCACAGAGACGAGGAGAAGAGAGGCGACAGCUCAUUGAAUAGCACCCCAGAAGAAAUUAAUCUGCUUAUUGGUAAGCCAGUGGCGAGGAAAGUUACAAAAGAAGGACGCAGUAUCAAUGUUGUGCAAGGUACCGUGGUAAGCUACUUUCCUGCAACAAAGAUGUUUCGUGUGAUGUAUAUCGACGGGGAAUGCUGUGAUCUUACAUAUCAAGAAGUAUCUGACAGCAUUCCACCAAAUUUGCGCCCGGUUGGAGUUGGCGGAAAGAACAAACGAAAGAUAGAAAAACCGGCUCAAAACGAAGGGGAAACAAGUCUUAGUGCUCCAUCAUUAUCAUCAAAGCGGCCAAAGACUCUCGAUUUGAAGACCAAUGUUACAGGGCAGACCCAACGGAGUCCUAUGACAAGCUCACUGUCAUCAGGAACCAGGCAACCUUCAAGCCCUGUCAUUCACGAGACAGAAAUGGAAGCGAUUGACAACAUCGCGUUCAACAUCGUCCGCAAGGUGCUAUUUAUUGUUGUCAGCACAGUCAAAAAUACUGCGAUGGAGGCGCAGCUAGAGGCUCUUUCCGCGGCAGGCUUGAAGGAUAAAGAAGCACUGGAGGCGUUUGUGCAGAAAGAUGGCCUGAGUUCCUUAGCCGAGCUUUUGUCUAAAUGGGAAGACCAAGUGGAAACGGAGCAAGGAGUACUGCUUAUUCUAAAGACCCUUGCAGUAUUGCCCGGUGUGACAAAAGACGUGAUCAGAGAUAGCAGAAUUGGCAAGAAAGUGCGUGGAAUUGAAAAACAGGGUUUUUAUAAAGAUGCUGCUAUACCUAGCCUUGCUACAUGGGUAAUCCAAAAGUUGAAAGCUGACGUUGGAGUUCAAGAAGUGAACCAAAAAUCCGACAAGGAUAGGGUCCAACGUGAAGAAGAAAGCCACUUGCGAGGAUCAAAUUUCCAGAAGCAAAGCACUUCCGACGUCCGUAGCGUGAAAGACAAUGACCGUUCAGCUACAGCCAAAGUAAAGGACAGCUUGCGACCACAAGAUGCUAGACUGGAGAAAGAAAAAUCAUCGACUGUCUUGAAUAGUGGCGGUCGGUCCAACUCGGCGAGUCAUUUGCUGAAUCUGAUGAACUCGCGUAAUGGUCGCACCUCUCGCCGUGACAGAGACAUUUUCGGAAAUGUUGUGACUGUUGGCAAGCUUGGGACACCAAACAAUUGGCGAGCCCGGCGCUCAACAGUGGUAUUGGAUCAAGUAAGCAAGCGAUUGACUGAAAAUGCUCAGGAUGUCGAGUUCGUGAAGACGAAGCAGGCCGAUGACGGCGAUUGGAAGCCGUCCAAAAUUUCAUUUGGGAAUGUUGAUGCAGUGUGCGCAUUUGACAAGGACGUUGCAGUCUCAAAGUUACUUGUCUUUCGUCCGCCUGGAUCGACGAAGGCUCCAGUGCGCCCGCCGCUGAAGCCACGCUCAGGCCCGUUACGAUCGAUUCUGCGGGUGAGAAUCUAUCCCCGCACAGCGUCAGAAAAUGCACCGCGGUCCAGCGAGAGAAAAACACAAUCUGCUCCGCCUACGGCCCACUUAACUGCAAAACCUGACGUCGACCCCGUAGCAGUCCCUGUUAAGCGUCUCUCGCUGAGUAGUAGAAAGUACCGGAAGACGGAGUGA